CCCCGCGGCCAACCGAUUCGCUCUCGCCUCCUCGAUACGCUGGCGACGCUUGGCAAUCAUCGCUCCGCCGUUGACUCCGGUCGCGUAAUCCUCCGUGGAUGCGGGUAUGUCCCUCUCAGCGAGACGUCGCUCUCUCGCCUUCCGGAUGGCGCGAUCUCGUCCAAUAAUGGCCUCACGGCCUUCCUCAUACUCGGCAACGGUGAUGGUGAUCAUACCCGGGGCGUCACGGCCAGCCAUAAUGUCGUCCGAGCACAGGCCAUCGUGAACCGUGGGAACGUACUGUUCGGCAAACACAAUCCCCCCGCUCUCAUCCACCGACGCGAACGACCAACUUUUGUUGUCGUACCGGUUGCACGCCGCUCCGAGCUCCGCGAUACCAAUCGGUCCUCGGCCGUACACCGUGCCGUCGAAAUCCGGGAGAGCGUCGCCGUCGUUAAGAUGCACGAGAAGGACGCCGGGCGCUACCCAUUUCAGGGUACCCUUGUGCUUGGCGUUAAACUCGAGGUGCUGCGGGGUGAGGGGUUCUCCCAUAUUCGUUUUGUCGCUGACCACGUUGCCCGCGUACGCAUUGGGUUUCUGGGGAUUCGUCAUUUCGCGGAAAGGCAGGGCAGGCAGAAGGGGCGGGCAGGAUUCCUGAGCACCUGGAACCGCAUGCUCCCGGACUGCAGGUCGAUCGCUGGGGCCUCGCUCGCCCCCUUUUUCAACUGAGACACGUCGCUAAUCCCCAGGAUUUCAAAGUAAUCCUGCAAGACGUUCAGUCUACUCACUUGUUGAUAGGGCAUCCACGUUAGGUCGCCGGACUUCCAUUUGACCUCGAAGAGGGCUCGGCGUCGGCUCCCCGCAUGUCCAACCACCUUCUCCACGGCCCACUCGGAGUCUGUGGCCGCGUCCGCAACAUUCAGUUGAUUCUCCAUGCGGCCAGGGAACCGCCGAUCGUCGUUUGGUUAGGGGGCAGGUCAACCCGGAAUGAAGAAUUCCCGAAAUCCUGCGUUAUGCGAUACGGGCCUAUGAAUUUGG
Mycena citricolor is the source of this 1017-nucleotide messenger RNA. NCBI's taxonomy places the organism in Eukaryota, Fungi, Basidiomycota, Agaricomycetes, Agaricales, Mycenaceae. The record is from the annotation of a GenBank genome assembly.